Otolemur garnettii (small-eared galago) is the source of this 4095-nucleotide messenger RNA. It is a transcript of the gene DCC, whose product is annotated as DCC netrin 1 receptor. NCBI's taxonomy places the organism in Eukaryota, Metazoa, Chordata, Mammalia, Primates, Galagidae. The record is from RefSeq and is a predicted model, not a curated record. Gene Ontology annotation, cellular component: membrane. The transcript has 27 exons. Gene Ontology annotation, biological process: cell-cell adhesion. Gene Ontology annotation, molecular function: protein binding. Bases 100 to 4095 code for a protein of 1331 amino acids.
CUAUAUGGCCAUAUUUCCCUUUUCUCUCUUGUUCCAGGGUUCCAAAUUAAAGCCUUCACAGCACUGCGCUUCCUCUCAGAACCUUCUGAUGCUAUCACGAUGCGGGGAGGCAGCGUCCUUCUAGGCUGUUCCGCGGAGUCUGACCGAGGAGUUCCAGUGAUCAAGUGGAAGAAGGAUGGCAUCCAUCUAGCCUUGGGAAUGGAUGAACGGAAGCAGCAACUUGCGAAUGGGUCUCUGUUGAUACAAAACGUAUUUCACUCCAGACACCACAAGCCAGAUGAAGGACUUUACCAAUGUGAGGCGUCUUUAGGAGAUUCUGGAUCCAUUAUUAGUCGGACUGCAAAAGUCGCAGUAGCAGGACCACUGAGGUUUCUUUCCCAGACAGAAUCUGUCACAGCCUUCAUGGGAGACACAGUGCUUCUCAAGUGCGAGGUCAUUGGGGAGCCCAUGCCAACGAUACAUUGGCAGAAGAACCAACAAGACCUGACCCCAACCCCCGGCGACUCCCGAGUGGUGGUCUUGCCCUCUGGAGCACUGCAGAUCAGCCGCCUUCAGCCAGGGGACACUGGAAUUUAUCGCUGCUUAGCUCGGAAUCCAGCCAGCUCAAGAACAGGAAAUGAAGCAGAAGUCAGGAUUUUAUCAGAUCCAGGGCUGCAUAGGCAGCUGUAUUUUCUGCAAAGACCAUCCAAUGUCGUAGCCAUUGAAGGAAAAGAUGCAGUCCUGGAGUGUUGUGUUUCUGGCUAUCCUCCGCCGAGUUUCACCUGGUUACGAGGCGAGGAAGUCGUCCAACUCAGGUCUAAAAAGUAUUCAUUAUUGGGUGGAAGCAACUUGCUCAUCUCCAAUGUGACAGAUGAUGAUAGUGGAACUUACACCUGUGUUGUCACGUAUAAAAACGAGAAUAUUAGUGCCUCUGCAGAGCUCACAGUCUUGGUUCCACCAUGGUUUUUAAAUCACCCCUCCAAUCUCUAUGCCUAUGAAAGCAUGGACAUUGAGUUUGAAUGUGCCGUCUCGGGAAAGCCUGUGCCCACUGUGAACUGGAUGAAAAAUGGAGACGUGGUCAUUCCCAGUGACUAUUUUCAGAUAGUGGGAGGAAGCAACUUACGGAUCCUUGGGGUCGUGAAGUCAGAUGAAGGCUUUUAUCAAUGUGUGGCUGAAAAUGAAGCCGGAAAUGCUCAGACUAGUGCCCAGCUCAUCGUCCCUAAGCCUGCUUUCCCCAGCUCCAGUGUCCUCCCUUCAGCUCCCAGAGAUGUGGUCCCCGUCUUGGUUUCCAGUCGAUUCAUCCGUCUCAGCUGGCGCCCACCUGCAGAAGCAAAAGGGAACAUUCAAACGUUCACGGUCUUUUUCUCCAGGGAAGGUGACAACAGGGAACGAGCAUUGAACACAACCCAGCCCGGAUCCCUUCAGCUCACUGUGGGAAAUCUGAAGCCAGAAGCCAUGUACACGUUCCGUGUCGUGGCCUACAAUGAGUGGGGACCAGGAGAGAGUUCUCAGCCCGUCAAGGUGGCUACUCAGCCUGAAUUGCAAGUCCCGGGGCCAGUAGAAAGCCUGCAAGCUGUAUCUACCUCACCUACCUCGAUUCUCAUUACCUGGGAACCCCCUGCCUAUGCAAAUGGUCCAGUCCAAGGUUACAGAUUGUUCUGCACGGAGGUGUCCACGGGCAAAGAACAGAAUAUAGAAGUUGAUGGAUUAUCUUAUAAACUGGAAGGCCUGAAAAAAUUCACAGAAUAUAAUCUUCGCUUCUUAGCUUAUAAUCGCUAUGGUCCAGGAGUAUCUACGGAUGAUAUAACAGUGGUUACACUUUCUGAUGUGCCAAGUUCUCCACCUCAGAACAUCUCCCUGGAAGUGGUCAAUUCGAGGAGUAUCAAAGUAAGCUGGCUGCCGCCUCCAUCGGGAACACAAAAUGGAUUUAUUACUGGUUAUAAAAUUCGGCACAGAAAGACGACCCGCAGGGGUGAGAUGGAAACGCUGGAGCCCAACAACCUCUGGUACCUGUUCACAGGACUGGAGAAAGGAAGUCAGUACAGUUUCCAAGUGUCAGCCAUGACAGUCAACGGCACUGGGCCACCUUCCAACUGGUACACGGCAGAGACCCCAGAGAAUGAUCUGGAUGAGUCAAGUUCCCAUUAUGUAAUCUCCCUAAAAGCUUUUAACAACGCAGGAGAAGGAGUUCCUCUUUAUGAAAGUGCCACCACCAGAUCUAUAACAGACCCCACGGACCCAGUUGAUUAUUACCCUUUGAUUGAUGAUUUCCCCACCUCGGUCCCAGAUGUCUCCACCCCCAUGCUCCCACCAGUAGGUGUACAGGCUGUGGCUCUUACCCAUGAUGCCGUGAGGGUCAGCUGGGCAGACAACUCUGUCCCCAAGAACCAAAAAACGUCCGAGGUGCGACUUUACACUGUUCGGUGGAGGACCAGCUUUUCUGCGAGUGCAAAAUAUAAGUCAGAAGACACAACAUCUCUAAGUUACACAGCAACAGGCCUCAAACCAAACACAAUGUAUGAAUUCUCGGUCAUGGUGACCAAAAACAGAAGGUCCAGCACCUGGAGCAUGACGGCACACGCCACCACGUAUGAAGCAGCCCCGACCUCUGCUCCCAAAGAUCUGACAGUCAUUACUCGGGAAGGGAAGCCUCGUGCUGUCAUUGUGAGCUGGCAGCCUCCCUUGGAAGCCAAUGGGAAAAUUACUGCUUACAUCUUGUUUUAUACGUUGGACAAGAACAUCCCCAUCGAUGACUGGAUUAUGGAAACGAUCAGUGGGGAUCGGCUGACUCAUCAAAUCAUGGAUCUCAACCUUGACACUAUGUAUUACUUUCGAAUUCAAGCUCGGAAUGCAAAAGGAGUGGGGCCCCUCUCUGACCCCAUCCUCUUCAGGACGCUGAAAGUGGAACACCCUGACAAAAUGGCUAAUGACCAAGGUCGCCAUGGAGAUGGAGGUUAUUGGCCCGUUGAUACUAAUUUGAUUGAUAGAAGCACCCUAAAUGAGCCACCCAUUGGACAGAUGCAUCCCCCACAUGGCAGCGUCACCCCUCAGAAGAACAGCAACCUGCUUGUGAUCAUUGUGGUCACUGUUGGUGUCAUCACAGUGCUGGCAGUGGUGAUCGUGGCUGUGAUUUGCACCCGACGCUCUUCAGCCCAGCAGAGAAAGAAACGGGCCACCCACAGCAUCGGCAAAAGGAAGGGCAGCCAGAAGGACCUCCGACCUCCUGAUCUUUGGAUCCAUCAUGAAGAAAUGGAGAUGAAAAAUAUCGAGAAGCCCUCAGGCACUGACCCCGCAGGAAGGGACUCUCCCAUUCAGAGUUGCCAAGACCUCACACCAGUCAGCCACAGCCAGUCAGAAACCCAACUGGGAAGCAAAAGCACCUCUCAUUCAGGUCAGGACACUGAGGAGGCAGGGAGCUCCAUGUCCACCCUGGAGAGGUCCCUGGCUGCACGCCGGGCCACCCGGGCCAAGCUUAUGAUCCCCAUGGACGCACAGUCCAGCAAUCCUGCUGUUGUGAGCGCCAUCCCUGUGCCAACCCUAGAAAGUGCCCAGUACCCAGGGAUCCUCCCGUCUCCCACGUGUGGAUACCCCCACCCGCAGUUCACUCUCCGGCCUGUGCCAUUCCCAACACUGUCGGUGGACCGAGGUUUCGGAGCAGGAAGAAGUCAAUCUGUGAGUGAAGGGCCGACCACCCAACAACCACCCAUGCUGCCCCCAUCUCAACCAGAGCAUCCCAGCAGUGAGGAGGCACCAAGCAGAACCAUCCCCACCGCCUGCGUCCGACCAACUCAUCCACUCCGCAGCUUUGCUAACCCUUUGCUACCUCCACCAAUGAGUGCAAUAGAACCGAAAGUCCCUUACACACCACUUUUGUCUCAGCCAGGGCCCACUCUUCCUAAGACUCAUGUUAAAACAGCCUCUCUUGGGUUGGCUGGAAAAGCAAGAUCCCCUUUGCUUCCUGUGUCUGUGCCAACAGCCCCUGAAGUGUCAGAGGAAAGCCACAAACCAACGGAGGAUUCAGCGAAUGUUUACGAACAGGAUGAUUUGAGUGAACAAAUGGCGAGUUUGGAAGGGCUCAUGAAGCAACUUAAUGCCAUCACAGGUUCAGCUUUUUAA